AGUGAUGGAAGAACUCACCGCUUUCGUGUCCAAAUCCUUUGAUCAGAAAGUGAAGGAGAAGAAGGAGGCGAUCACGUACCGGGAGGUGCUGGAGACGGGCUCGGCCAGAGGCAGGGACGCGAUGUCGGUGGAAGCAGGUCGCGAGGACGCCAGCAUUAUAGCGCGAGGAGCCGCACGUUCACCCAUCAGAGAGAUGGACAUGACGGGACAGGAGAGGACGAGGGACACGGGGAGUCCCAAACUUACCGACAGUAUAAUGGAUGCAAAAGAACGUAAAGAAGACACGAAGCCGAUGGAGGACGAGACGCAAACCAAGAUCAAGCAGAGGAGAAGUCGGACUAACUUUACCCUGGAGCAGCUGAACGAGCUGGAGAGGCUGUUUGAUGAGACGCACUAUCCGGACGCGUUUAUGCGGGAGGAGCUCAGUCAGAGGCUCGGGCUGUCUGAAGCGCGUGUCCAGGUUUGGUUUCAAAACCGGAGGGCCAAGUGCAGAAAACAGGAGAAUCAGUUACACAAAGGGGUGCUCAUCGGAGCCGCCAGUCAGUUUGAAGCGUGCCGCGUCGCGCCAUAUGUCAACGUGGGAGCUUUGCGCAUGCCAUUCCAACAGGAUAGUCAUUGCAACGUGCCCCCCUUCUCCUUUCAGGUGCAGGCGCAGUUGCAGCUGGACAGCGCCGUGGCCCACGCCCACCAUCACCUGCACUCUCACCUGGCGGCGCAUGCGCCCUACAUGAUGUUCCCGGCUCCGCCGUUUGGCUUGCCGUUGGCCACGCUGGCGGCGGAAUCCGCAUCAGCAGCGUCGGUGGUCGCGGCGGCCGCAGCAGCAAAGAACAGCAACAAGAACUCGAGCAUCGCCGACCUCAGACUGAAGGCCAGAAAACACGCGGCAGCGCUCGGACUGUGACACGAAAACCACAAAACAGACAGCAGUCAAGGACGUUAUUUAUAUUUCUUAUGAAGGACGCGUGUGUCUUCAUAACAGGACCGACUAUUUAUGACAAAUAAACUCUGCAAUAAACUGUGAAACUGAAACGCAUCUCCGUGCGCAAAAGGAGCCCGAAACAAGAACUCGGACGCGUCUGAGAUGGAAACGCUGAGACGGAAUCAGUUGUCCAAGACUAACGACAUUCCGCACGAUGCGAUCACGCAGCUGGGAGGUUCUGCUCUUGUCUGACAUGGCGAACACAUCUGCGUCUGCUUUCACUGCUACCUUAUGAAUUCACUUUAAAAAUAAAGAGGCUGGCCUCGAUUUAUCUUGUUUCUUGGGACAUGAAACGUGUGGAUGUUUGUGCGCAAAGACUGCAACCGAAUAAAGGGUUUUCCUUUCUAACGUGCCACCAUCACCUGUAACAGGGUGGCAUCCUGGCAGCUGACGUCAGCUAAAAUACAAGGUCCAGGUUCCUGAACCUCACCUUCCUGACCACAUCUGGGUUUGAGCCAGUGGCGUGACUAUAGGAGCUCAUGGGCCCCAGUCCAAAAAAAAUUUUGGGCCCCCUCAACAAAUUUCUCACACACACACACACACACACACACACACACACACACACACACACACACACACACACACACACACACACAAAUUUUAUUCUAUUCCAUAUAUAUCAGUGUUUGCUAUAUAUUUUCUGUUUGGCUUGCCAUAAUACAUGCAUAAUACCUGCAGCCAAUGGGGGGCAGUGAGGUGGGUGGUUGAGUUCAUGUCAUGGAGUGCAAUCCCCCCCCCCUCAGUUACGCCACUGGUUUGAGCCGGGAUGAAAAACACACAUAUUAAUGGUGAAUUCACACAUAUCAGAUCUUUAUUCAGUCCAGUAUCCACAUGUGCAGCUCACACUGAGGUCCAAGUAUUAAUGUACAGACUAAACUGAGGAGAUUUUUGGGUGUAUAAUAUAAAUAAAUUGAUAAAUCGAUGCGGUACGGUUACAUGUACAGUGAAAUAUUUUGUUUUGUGCUUCAUGAUGACAUCGUGGGAACAUUUUUGGUUUCUUGUUUAGUUUAUUUUAUUUCUUCACCGUGUAAAAUCAUGUGGCUCACUGUAAAAAUCUUGGUGUUUUUUUAAAUAUUUAAUUAUAAUAAUAAUUAUAAUAAUUAUUAUUUUUUAUAAACAGUAAAGUGAACGCACCUCAACUGCAGGCUCGGAUCUCCUGGAAUAUCACUGAAUACGAUAUUUUACCAUUUUUAAAAAAUAUAUAAUUUCAUCAUUACUGUGAAACGUAAACUCACCUGAACACAGUGUUUUCGAUGCAUAAUAAAUC
Molecule: messenger RNA, 2246 nt
Organism: Trichomycterus rosablanca
Lineage: Eukaryota; Metazoa; Chordata; Actinopteri; Siluriformes; Trichomycteridae
Gene: shox2
Product: shox homeobox 2
Exons: 5
Coding region: 5-901 (298 amino acids)
Biological process (GO): regulation of transcription by RNA polymerase II
Cellular component (GO): nucleus
Molecular function (GO): DNA-binding transcription factor activity, RNA polymerase II-specific; sequence-specific double-stranded DNA binding
Source: RefSeq, a predicted model, not a curated record